Podarcis lilfordi (Lilford's wall lizard) is the source of this 27013-nucleotide messenger RNA. The record is from the annotation of a GenBank genome assembly. Lineage: Eukaryota; Metazoa; Chordata; Lepidosauria; Squamata; Lacertidae.
AUGGGGCUCCCUGUAGGGAUGUGGCUCUGGCUCUGGGCCGCACAGGUCUCUUCGGAGGAAUCGGAGCCCGCCUGCCUGCCCGUGGCAGGAGAGGACUGCUAUCGGCUGCUCCGGUGGCCACAACCCGCCUUGCGUGCAGUGAUUUUGUGCGGACAAUCCCACGGCCGGCUCCUCCACACGUGGAACCAGCAGAUCCAGGACGCCCUGCGCGACCGCCUGGACGACAGGAGCAAAACCUGGAUCGGGGCUGCAGCAAAGGCGCUCCCAGAAGUGAGCCACCCUGGCAAAGGUGAGAGCGGGGCGGGGGCGCAGAGGCCCAACAGCAGCACCGCAGAAGAGGGGCAGCAGCAGCCAAUUCCAGUAUACGCUCCCGGGAUGUGUGUUAUUCCCCACUCAGCAUCUCUGACUCGCCCAGACGCCAAACCCCUCAGGGCAAGACCGCCACCCUCCCUACACAAGGUGGGACCACCCUCUCCUCGUGGGGAUCGAGGCGGGGCAGCCAAGCUGCUCACUUCAAGGGCCCAGCCAGGCCCUGCAGACCCUUCCCUCCGUCGAGGGACUCCGCCCACCAGCGUUUCAAGGACACUCAGGAUGGCAACCAUCCUCCCAUGCCAAGCCCCGCUGCUGAUGGCUCAGCUCUGCAGUCUGUGACAGGCAGUCAAGGAGUGGGGAGGGUUAAAAAUAAUAAUAAUGCAAGGCUGUCCGAGGGUUUGCUACCAGGCACUCACCCUAUGCAAAGGCUCCCCUUAAACCACUUGCCACCACUGGGAGACUCUAGUCUGGAGAGGGAGCGGAGCCCUACAGGGGGCGCUCAGGGCAGCCUCAGCCGGAAAGCCUUAUCCUAAGAAAAUCCCCCAAAGGCAAACAACUGGCGGGCUGGUGCUGAGUGUGGGGUGGCGGGGAAGAGGGAUAACCGUGUCUGACGGCGGCGCCUACUCUCCGCAGACCACUGCAAAGUCCUCGUCCGGAAUGGGGACCAAUUCUAUACCAGGAGGGAGGAGUGUGACCAGAAGCACUUUUUCAUCUGCCAGUCUGGUGCGUGAGUCUGCCCGCCCCCGGGGUGGGAGUUCGUGCCCUCAUUCCGCACCCACAGGGGCUUGGGCAGGGGGCCUCCAGCUUCAAAGAGCGAGAAGGACCUCGUGGCUGAGCUGAGGAUGAGACUCUCUGGACGGCCCCCCCCCCACGAAGCACGCCCUUUCGAGGUGGCUGCAACCCCGGAGGCAGGGCCAGGGCCAGGCUCUCCCUAGGCGGCUGGGCUGGGCCGUCGCAGGUCCUAGAACCGGCCCCUGCCGCCCAGGAAGCGCCCCUUCCAUGAAUUCUCCCGAGCUCAACCCCUUCUGCUCUCUGUCCGCUACAGGCCCCCCGAGGACGCCCCGAGAGACUUCCACGCCCUGGGUGGUAAGUUCCCGCCAAAGCAGGUGCCUGCGCAGCCGUCGAACAGGAACGGGCGAAGGUUCUCUAGGCCGCCGUCGCUGCGCAGCGCCCCCUGGACUGACUGCAGCGCACCGCCGAGCAGCCGGCCCUGGUGACUUUCUCUCCCUGUUUCCCAGAGAACGACCUGCCAGCAUUUGACGUGCGGCCCGACGGAGGCGACGCCCAUCCUCACCGAAGAGCCGACGGCGACUGCUCCUCUGAGCGCCCAGGCCUCCGCCGCGACUCCUCCGCCGCCCAGUGCUCCUCCAGGAAGCAGCACAGUUCGCCAGCCGACCACCGCUGACAUCCAGCCAUUCCUUGGGACCAGGCCAGAACUCGGCACUCCCCACCAUCCUCCGAGCAGCCCCAAGUCGGCAUCCAGCACGUGGCCCGCCAGCAACAGCAGCCAGACCCGCCCCACCUCUCAGACCUCAGCCCCAGAGCCCAGCACUCAGCCGCUGCCCACCAGCAAAACCACCUCGGGGGGUACCAAAAGCCACGAGUCCAACACCAGCCCGGACUCCUUCACCUUCAGCCCUAGAGACUUCCCCCCUGAGGACCAGGGGAAGGUAGGGAGACAUCUGGACUGGCACCUGCUCCCACCCUGGUGGCACCUUGUCCAGACAGGCUCUCCUCUCUCUUCGUCCCAUACCCCACACCCUGCUCCGGAGAUGCCAGGAGGUGGGUGGGUGGGUGUGCAUUGCAGGAUUCUUCCUUUGCACCUGGAAAAACUAACGCUGAGGUGCAGAUCAAAGAUGAGUGUGACUCGUAUGUGAUUUCCCAGGGAUCCAAAGUCACUUAGUGAGGGAUUUCCAGACUGGUUUUGCCCACCGCAGAAAGGGGGGCAAGUGGCUAUGGGGAAGCGUGGGGGGGGAUGUGUGGCUCCCUCCAGCCUAGCUGCCUUCUCAGGUCUUCCCCCUAUAGGGUAGAGGAGCCUUCCCAGAGUUAGAGAUUUAGCGAUAAGCUCUACUUGCAGGCUCACUGACAGCGUAAUAGGGCAACCAGGCCCCCUUCUCCCCCAGCCCCUCUCACUCAGGGUCUGUCCCACAGGCCCUAGAGAAGGUGCUGCACCAGUUCAGCCAGGCUGUGCAGACCCCAGACCACCCUAUGGCACUGGAGCAGGCAGCCCGGAUGCUGGAGAAUUUGACAAAUUUCCAUGCUCUGCUCUCAGACGAUGCCCAGGUACUGGCAUGUGGCAGGGAGGGAGGGGCGGUGGGUGGGUGGCAGGCACCCCUGAUCUAAGGGUCUGUCCCCUGCGGCCUAUUUUCCCAGUCCUUGGUUGAACCAGGCUCUACCCAGGCUAUGUACAGAGGCAAGCCUGCCGCUUGGCACAGCCAGCCUUGCCCUUGCACCCCCAAAUCAGCCCCGCCAGAUGACCAGCCCUGCCUUGUUCCUACAGGCCUCUGCCAGCCAGGCACUCCUCUCCCUGAGCUCUCAGCUACUGAGGGACCACCCUGCCAGCAAUGCCUCCUGCCUAGACCUCGGAUCACAGGCUCUUUUCCAGGCCCUCAGCAACCUCCUCCAAGCCUCAGGCAGCCAGACACCCAGCUUCGGCCCGCAACAGGUGGGGGAGAAAGAGGACCUGCAGGGGUCGGGUGGAGAAGGCUAUUCAGAAGGAUGGGGUUGCCAGCUCAGGCCUGCUGCAUGGCUGGGUCCCAUUCUGAAGGCACCCCCUUUUGUCCAGGCCUUCCCCUUGCUCCUGAGCCCAUGGGAAGGGAGCUGAGUUUCCCGGCUUCCCGCCCUGGCUCUGCCCAGCUCCUGACCACACCUGGCCUUUCUGCGGCAGGAACCAAAGGUCCUAGAAACAGCACUGGAAGCCCUUCCUCUGAUCCAGACGGGGCUCCUGUUGGGAAGCUCCACCAUGGAGGAAUCCACAGUAACUGUGGUGUCUCCUGUGCUCAGCACCACCCUCAGCAGGUACCAGUCUCCUCUCUCCUAGGCGGGGGGGACUUGUUCAGGGCAACUGAAUGAAUUGUUUGGUUGCCAAUUACCUAUUGGAAUCCUUUUGGUACGCAGAGUAAGACAUUGUUCAGUGAAUGCAUCUUGGUUAGGGAACAGACUUUUAUGAGUUACAAUCUCACACACAGGGAUGUUUGUAGUUAAGAUAAAUAAUAAAGGAGUCUAUUACAUUAUUUUAAAAAUUAGUAUUACAUUUAUAACCCACUUUUUCUCCAAAAAGCUCAGGAUGGCUCACAGACUUCUCCUUUUCUCCAUCUUAUUCUCACAACAUCCUUGAGAGGUAGGUUGGGGCUGAGAGAUAGUGACUGGCCCAAAGUCACCCAUUGGGUUUCAUGGCUGAGAGGGGAUUUGAACCCUGGUCUCCCACGUCCAUGUCUUUCACUCUAACCACAUAGUUGGAUAGAAGAGUUCCAAGUUCUAGCCUAACAAGUCUGUACUAGAGCAUGGUAGCCAUGCUGCCUCCUAUCUUAUCUCAGAGGAUAAUUCUUCUUGGAGAGAGAAAUGUGAGAGGAGCAGGAAGUUGUGAAACAGAGUGCAGCCUGAGAAUAUCAAAAGAGAGAGAGAGGUGAGCUGAAGAGGUUAAUGACACAAAGGUAGUCUGGGAAUCUGGAGGUCUUGAACUCUGUCCUAUCAGUCCUAGCUACGCAAGACCCCUCUUCUGAAAAUGGAGUUGCACUCAAACUUUCAACAGUAACCACUCUCCCCACUCCCUACCAGGUGUGACAAAGCCUCCCUGCCCCAUGCCUCCUUCCACCUGCUUCAGCCAAGGGGCCUGAACGUAACCUUCCCAUCCAGCUCUACUCUGGAGCCAGUUCUGAGCCAGCACCCUCAAGUACAAGUCCAGGUAAGGUGGUAGUGGCUUGCAGCCCACUGGGUCCUUGUAGGGGAACAUAGUGCAGGGCUGGCAGGGCAUGGAGGUGGGGCAGAGGGCACCCCCACAGCUCGCUCUUGCUCUCAUCUUCACUCUAGGUGGCUUCCUUUGCAUUCAACCCUUUCCGGCACCUGGAUGGGAAGCCGAUCAAAAGGACGGCAAGUAUCGCUCUCAUGGCCAGCGAGGAAUCCAUCGGUGUCCACAAUCUUGCAGAGGAAAUAGAGGUGAGAAUGGAUACUGUACUGGAAAGUUCUCUCAUCAGGGGGACUCUUCUCUCGGCACCCAAGUGGCAUGGAGAAGCAGCGCUGUCCAAGGUCCAGCUCUGGAUCAGAGAUAAGCACUUUGUGCUGUAUGGCCUGAUGGGAGACAGUAUGUGCUCAAGGACCAGUGGGGGGGACUGCAGGGCUGACCAUGGGCAUUCUGUCUGCUUCCAGAUUGGGCUCAGUGCUGAGGCUAGUGCUGAGGCCCCUCACACUCACUUGACUGGCAACGUCAGGAACUUUGACAUUGUGGUAAACAUCACAUCAGUAGAGGAUGCCCUGCUAGUAUCGGUGGAAUCCAGCACAGUGGUCCAGAUCACCUUGCACCUGGGCCUCCAACCUGAGCCCAACAAGAACAGCAGCCUGCUCAACACCACCCUGCCCAGCAGCGGAUGGCAAGAUGGUGAGGACUUGUUAGAAGGAAGCUAGAGGGCAGGUACUGCUUUGGGAUUUCCUAUUGGAGCAUCUGAUUGACCUCUAGGAGAAUAGUGCUGGACUAGAAUGGCCAUUGGCCUGAUGCAUCAGGUUCUUCUUAUGCUCGUACAUACAACACAAUGCUGCAUGUAUCCCCUUAAAAGUAAGUCUCAUUGGAGUUCAGUAAGGUAACUCUUGGGUAAGUGGGCAUAGCUUUGAGGUGUUAACUUCACCAACUGUUCUGGGUUUCAGCCAUAAGACAUGACCUAUAUGGCAGGCUUCCUCAAACUCGGCCCUCCAAAUGUUUUGAGACUACAAUCCCCAUCAUCCCUGACCACUGUUCCUGCUAGCUAGGGAUCAUGGGAGUUGUAGGCCAAAAACAUCUGGAGGGCUGAGUUUGAGGAAGCCUGCUAUAUGGGAACAAUUUACCUCUAUAAAUAAAAAGGGAAAGUUGCAAAAGUAUUCAGAUUGAAUCAGCUGUGUUUCAAUUAUUUAAUUGCCCAUUAAAUUCAUUUAAUUGCAAAUUAACAUGGUGUAGUGGUCAGAUUUGCACUGUGGGAAACAUCAAUGGGAAAUUUGAUUUAAAUCGCUUAGUUAAAUCAGCCCGUUUCUUCAUUUAUAUAAUUGACCAAACCACUUUGAUUUAAAUCUGUGCACCUGGGAGUAGGGAGGGGCUUGAGGAGCUGGGGCCAGGCAGGACUGUGUCCCCAGUGGAGGAAUGUGUGGGUGAGGUCAGUGGGUGUGGUCCCUCUUUGCUCUCUUUGAUUCACUGCUCUUGCUUCAGAGGGUACCUAUACCUGGGUGAUUCCUCCAGAGGAGCUGCAGCAUCAUGGCCUGGGCACCUACUACAUCUCUGCAGAGGUGGCUCCCCUCUCUCAGGGCCCCUGGAACCUCUCCAUUCACACCAUCAUCUCUGGAUGCUACUACUGGUCCAGCCAGCAUCAGGCCUGGAAAAGUGAUGGAUGUCGGGUAUGCAGUAGGGUCAAGCAGGCCAGAGGGCUGUUGGGCAGGCAAGCAAGCCUUUGCUUCCAUGCUGGGAGGAAAAAAAAGUAGGGCAGAAUGUCAUGGGGAACCAAAUGGAGCAGAACUUUUGGGCCUCAUCCUCCUGUGUUGGUUUCUAAUGCAUCAGUGCCUCCCUCCCAGGUGGGCUCCCAAAGCAGCGUCCACAGCACCCAGUGCUUGUGCAACCACCUCACCUUCUUUGGGUGCGUCGCCUUGGUCCUGCCACACCUGAUUGACCUUCACAACACUGCAAAGCUCCUGAGCACCGUGGGCCAGAACCCUUCCGGGCUGGCCUUGCUAAGCAGCUUGUUGCUGGGCUAUGGAGCUGCCCUCGUUUGGGCUCGAUGGAGACAGAGAACGGAUGUUAAGAAGGUGAGGGAAAAGGGCAAGCAAAAGAUUUAUGAUGGUGGUUUGGGGUUAUUAGCAUUUGCAGGCCAGAGACACUCCCCCAGCUGCCCUCAUUCAGGCCAUUCUUGUCUGAUGUGCUGAAAUGAGGAACAAUGAGAUAUUUAUCCAGCAAACAGCUGAGAGCCAGAUACCCUGGAAAAGCCGACUGGCUGAAGGGGGCUUGGCCAUUUCUUUUUUUUUUUUUUAAAUGAUAUUUAUUAAAAUUUCAGAGAAAAAAAGAAUUACAGAAAAACAAAAAGUAAAAAUACAAGAAAAAUACAAAAUACAGAAUAAAAGAAUAAAAGACACUUAAAAAGAAAAAAAGAAAAAUGGGUCAAUCUUUCCAUAGCUUACAUUCAUAUCCUUGUUUCCCUGACCACCUCAUACCUCCCUUUUUUGUAUUCCAGUUCAAUUAGUUAAGUCAGCAAUUUCUUUCCCUCUUUGUUUUCUCAUGAUCCUUUAACUUAAUAUACUAUAACUUUAAAUUUUCAUCUAUUAACAAUCCUUUUUUACAUACACCUUUAUAGCAUUACUGCUUAAACCACCUAACUUCAUUCCAACAUCAUUCUAACAUUCAUUAAUUUUGCAAUAUUUCUCUAAAUAAUCUUUAAAUUUCUUCCAAUCUUCUUCCACCGACUCUUCUCCCUGGUCUUGGAUUCUGCCAGUCAUUUCCACCAAUUCCAUGUAGUCCAUCACCUUCAUCUGCCAUUCUUCCAGAGUGGGUAGGUCUUGUGUCUUCCAAUACUUUGCAGUAAGUAUUCUUGCUGCUGUUGUGGCAUACAUGAAGAAAGUUCUGUCCUUCUUUGGCACCAUUUGGCCGACCAUGCCCAGGAGAAAGGCCUCUGGUUUCUUCAGAAAGGUAUAUUUAAAUACCCUUUUCAUUUCAUUGUAAAUCAUCUCCCAGAAAGCCUUAAUCCUUGGGCACGUCCACCAAAGGUGAAAGAAUGUACCUUCGGUUUCUUUACAUUUCCAACAUUUAUUAUCGGGCAAAUGAUAGAUUUUUGCAAGCUUGACUGGUGUCAUGUACCACCUGUAUAUCAUUUUCAUAAUAUUCUCUCUUAAGGCAUUACAUGCCGUAAACUUCAUACCUGUGGUCCAUAACUGUUCCCAGUCAGCCAUCAUUAUGUUAUGUCCAACAUCUUGUGCCCAUUUAAUCAUAGCAGAUUUCACCGUUUCAUCCUGAGUAUUCCAUUUCAACAGCAAGUUAUACAUCUUUGACAAAAUCUAGGUUUUGGGUUCUAACAGUUCUGUUUCCAAUUUUGAUUUUUCCACCUGGAAGCCAAUUUUCUUGUCCAAAUUAUAUGCCUCCAUUAUCUGAUAAUAAUGAAGCUAGUCUCGCACUUUGUUUUUUAAUUUCUCAAAACUCUGCAAUUUCAGUCUAUCUCCAUCUUGUUCCAAAAUUUCCCAAUAUUUUGGCCAUUUGACCUCCAUAUUGAGCUUUUUCUGAGCUUCCAUCGGUGACAGCCACCUUGGGGUUUUGUUUUCCAAUAAGUCCUUGUAUCUUGUCCAAACAUUAAACAAUGCUUUUCUGACAAUAUGAUUUUUAAAUGCUUUAUGUGCUUUGACCUUAUCAUACCACAGAUAUGCAUGCCAUCCAAAUACAUUGUUAAAACCUUCUAGAUCCAAAAUGUCUGUGUUUUCAAGAAGCAGCCAUUCUUUCAACCAGCAAAAAGCUGCUGAUUCAUAGUAAAGUUUAAAGUCUGGCAGGGCAAAUCCACCUCUUUCCUUUGCAUCUGUUAAUAUUUUAAAUUUUAUUCUAGGCUUCUUGCCCUGCCAGACAAAUCUAGAAAUAUCUCUCUGCCACCUCUUGAAACAGUCCAUUUUGUCCACAAUUUGCAAUGUUUGAAACAAAAACAACAUUCUAGGCAAUACAUUCAUUUUUAUCGCAGCAAUACGACCCAGCAGUGAAAGCUUCAAAUUUGACCAAAUUUCUAAAUCUUUUUUCACUUCAGCCCAACAUUUUUCAUAGUUGUCUUUAAAUAAAUUCCCAUUUUUUGCUGUCAUGUUAAUCCCCAGGUAUUUAACUUUCUUAGCCACUGUUAAACCUGUCUCAUUCUGAAACCUCUCUCUCUCAAUUGGUGUUAAGUUUUUCUCUAAAACCUUGGUUUUUAACUUAUUCAAUUUAAAUCCUGCAACCUGACCAAAUUCUUGAAUCAGUUCUAAAACCCUUUUGGUACUAGAUUCUGGCUCCUGUAACGUCAAUACUAAGUCAUCUGCAAAUGCUCUCAAUUUGUACUGUUUGGCUCCGACAUAUAUACCUUUAACCAACUGGUCCCUUCUAAUCAUGUUCAACAAAACCUCCAGGACCGAUAUAAAAAGCAAUGGGGAGAUUGGGCAACCUUGUCGUGUCCCUUUUUCUAUCUUAAAUUCUUCCGUCACCACAUUAUUUACAAUUAAUUUAGCCUUUUGUUCAGAAUAUAUUGCACUUAUACCAUUUUCAAAGCCUUGGCCUACCCCCAUACCCUGUAAGUUCUUCUUCAUAAAACUCCAAGAAAUGUUGUCAAAAGCUUUCUCCGCGUCCACAAAUAUUAAAAAUGCCUUAGUAUUUAUAUUCUCUUGUAAUUUUUCUAAAAUAUUGAUUAUGUUUCUCACAUUGUCAGAUAGAUGUCUACCCGGGAGAAAGCCUGCUUGGUCUUUAUGUAUCUCUUCCGCUAACACUCUUUUUAGUCUUUUAGCCAAGAUGUCAGCAAAAAUUUUGUAAUCCACAUUGAGCAGUGAUAUGGGGCGGUAGUUCUUAAGCUGCAUAUUUUCAGUCUCUGUUUUCGGUACAAGUGUGAUAUACGCUUCUUUCCACGACUCUGGUGCCCUUUUCCCAUCCAUUAUUUCGUUACAGACUUCUUUUAAAGGUUGUACUAACCAUUCUUUUAAAGAUCUGUAGUAUCUAGAAGUCAGUCCGUCCGGUCCUGGAGAUUUACCCAAUUGCAUAUUCUGAAUGGCACCUUCUAUCUCCUGUUCAGUUAUUUUAUAGUUCAACAUUAAUUUAUUUUCUUGAGAGAUUUUUGUAAUCCAUUUGUUUUCAAAAAUCGGUCUACAUCAAUUUCUUUCUGUGGCCCUUGUGUAUAUAGUUGUUUAAAGUACCUCUGGAAACAAUUUCUAAUCUCAGCUGGGUUCUGUAUAUUCCUUCCUUCCACUUCUAGAUUUGUAACUGUAUUUAAUUUUUGUCUUUUUUUCAUUUGCCAAGCCAAUAAUUUCCCACAUUUAUUAGCCGACUCAAAUGUCUUUUGUCUCAUUUGUUUGAUUUUCCAUUCUAUCUCUUGAUUCAUCAUUUUCAUGUAUUGUACUUGAUAUAACUUUAUUUCUCUCAAUAUCUCUUGCGACUUUGGUUUUGCUCUCAAUUUCUUUUCACUUUCCUUUAUUUUCUCCAAUAUUUUAUCCUUCUUUUCAUUUUGGAUUCUCUUCUUUAAUGUAUUCUGUUGUAUCAAGAACCCUCUCAUAACAGCUUUGCUUGCGUCCCAGAUUACUCUUUUUUCAACAUUGGUGUUCAUAUUUAUCUCAAAAUAAUCUCUCAAGGUUUUUUGGGCCUUCUUAAUCACUUCUUCAUCUCUAAAUAAGGUGUCAUUCAUCCUCCAUCUGAAGGAACCAGUUGGUGUUAGUUUCAUUUCCAUCUUAACCGCAUUAUGGUCGGAGCAGGUUUUUGGGCAGAUUUCCACUUUUCUUAUCUUUGGUGCCAUUCCUCUAGUUACCCAUAUUUGGUCAAUUCUUGUCCAUGUCAGUUUGGCUUCAGAGAAGAAGGUUCCCUCUCUAGCCAAGGGAUUCUUUGUUCUCCAGAUAUCAACUAAGUCCAAGUUGUCUGUCGUCUCAAAAAAAGUUUUCGGUAGUCUGCCAUCCUUAGUGACUGCCUGUCUUUGCGCCUUGUCCAUGUGUAUAGAUACCACUCCAUUCAUAUCUCCCAUCAAAAUCACAUUAUAAUCCAAAUAGUCCAUCAAGGUCUCAUGCAACUUUUUAAAAAAUUCAGAUUUCCCCUCAUUUGGUGCAUAAACUCCUACUAUCAAGAAUUUUUCUCCUUGUGUUUGAAUUUCAAUUGCCACAAAUCUUCCUUGGUCAUCUUUGAGGAUAAAUUUCGGUAAUAGUCUCUCCUUUGCAUAAAUCACUACCCCUCUUUUUAUAACCUUGUCCGAUGAAAUAAAUUCCUGACCCAGUCUUUUAUUAAUCAGUAGUUUCCUGUGUAGCCUUGUUACAUGUGUUUCUUGUAAACAAAUCAAGUCCAAUUGUUCCUUUUUUAAUAAAUGAAACACAGAUCUCCUUUUCUGAGGGGAGUUCAAACCAUUACAGUUCCAGCUUAAUAGUUGCAGAGCCAUGAUGUAGUUACUUUGCUUCUCCUCCAACUGCACCCAGUGCCUGUUCCUGAUCUGUCGGUGGUAUCCCCUUCUUCAGGCGGUCUUUUAGUUCAGGAGGUAAACCUGGUAUGUCUAAAGUUUCACUUACAAGUGCUCUUAACUCUUCUGCAGCUUCCUUCUGUAGGUCUUCUCCAUGGUCUCUCCAAAAUCUAUCUUUGUCGUCCUGUGAUCUUAUUUUUAUCUUCUUCCCUUUGUAACUAAAGGAUAGGCCUUGGGGGAAUUCCCACCUAAAGAUAAUUCCGUUACUUCUCAACAGGGCAACCAAAUCUCUAUAAUUGGACCUAAGGUCCAAAAGAUACUCGAAUAUCCUUAAAUAUCUCCACUUUUGACUGAUGUAUUUCCAAAGUCUUCUGGAAGUGCAGACUCAAGAUUUUGUCUCUCUCCUCUUUUGUUCGGAGGGUGAUCAAACAGUCUCUCACCCUGUUCCUCCUCCCUCCUCUUCCAAGCCUAAAGGCACUCACUAUCUUGGAACUAUCCUUCUCCAAAUCUGGGUUCCAAAAGUCUGCAAAUUUCUGCGUAAGAAAGUCAAUCAAGUUGUCUUUCUCAAGUUCAGGUACGGCCCUGAUCCUUAAAUUCGUUUGUUUCUCCUUCAACUCAAUCAUAGACAAUAUUGACCUGUGGUCUUCAAGUUGUUUGUAUAACGGUGGUAUCUUCUCUUCUACCACAGUGGCUGUAGCUGUUGCUAUUUCCUUUGCCUCUUCGGCUGUCUUUCGUGUCGAGGUAGAUUCCUGUAGUAAUUUCUGAAUAGUUUCUGUAUUGGUAUUUACCUUCUGUCCCAAAUUAUUAAUACUUGUAGUAUUUUGGUCAAUUUUGCCCAAUGCUUCGGCUACUUGUUUACUUAUUUUGUCCAAAGAUUCAUUAAUUUUACCAAGUGCCUGAGCCAAAGCAUCUUCAGCUGCCAUUCCUUUGGGUUUAGGUUGUGCCGAUGAGGCUCCUGUUGGUAAUCCAGAAGGGCCAGAUGUCGAUGCUCUUCGUUGCAGCCCACCGUCUGUACGAAAUACUCUGCCAGACCUCGUUGCUUUUUCCUGUAGCGAAUCUAUUUUCUCCUUUCCAUCUGCCAUAACACUCUAGAUAAGGUCCAAGGUCAAUCUCACGAUCAGAAUUUGUUUUGAAGUGGAAAAUUCCCCUGGCCCAGCUGCUACUGUAACAAUUUCAAACUUCCUCUAGGGGGACACAGUAGCAGUCAGAAGUGUCUUAAAGUAAUUAACUUUUUCCUUUAGCCCCCCAAUUCACAAAAAGGACAACAGUUUCAAUCUCAGUUAUUUCCUGUUACUUUAAAACCAGGAGAAGCCAGUCAGAAAUAUUGUAUCUUACUUGUAUCUCAGAUGCAGAGUUAACUGUCAAAGAGUACUUUCAGCAACAGCGCAUUCCCAAUACGGCUUUCUUACUGUUCACUGGCAACCUGUUCUAGGGUUUUGAGCGGUGGAUUUUAGCUUCUUUUCCUCUCUUUUCUACAGGGAAAUACAGUUCAAACCUUUCCCCCCUCCUCCCCUGCAAUCAAGGGGGGGAAAUCGCUUGUUUGAUGUUCGAAUUAUAAUCCUUUUGGGGGGCUCGGCCAUUUCUAGGGCCACCCACCCCAUUUGUGUCUCUCCCCCCUCCAGGUGAAGGUCACAAUCCUAGCAGAUAAUGAGGCCACCGCCUGCUUCCCUUACCUGGUACAAGUCUUCACAGGCUACCGCCGAGGGGCUGGGACCUCUGCUAAGGUAGGGGAUGGUCUCACUUUCCUGCAGGCCCACUUUGUACUGUUGAUGGUACAAGUGCUGCCCAUCAAGUUCCGUGACCUCAGGCACCUGCCCACAGAAUCUGGGCCGAGUCUGGCAAAUCUCUCCCUAUCGGUGUGUGGGGUGCAGGCUUCUGUGUGACUGGCUGCAUGCAAAAGCCUGUCUUUGAUGACAUCCUUCAUGUGCUCCCUGCUUGGGCAAGGAAUUGAGGAAAGGAAGCAAUCCAUGAACCCCACCCAGCAUCCGCCCUCUUUUCCUUUUCCUUGAUUGACCCCUUCUCCCUCCUUGGCUUGAGGUUAUCCUGACCCUCUAUGGGGCAGAGGGCCGGAGUGAGCCACACCUGCUACAGCACCUCCAGGGGCCCUCCUUUGAGCGAGGUGGGCGUGAUGCCUUCCUCCUUGCCACACAGAAGUCCCUGGGCAACCUCCACGCCAUCCGCCUCUGGCACGACAACACUGGGUCCAACCCCAGCUGGUAAGUCCAUGGCCCAGCGAGGGCUGAGGGUGGGGUUAGAGGCGAACCAGACUGCAACUGGGAUGCCAGGCAAGGAGGAGGUUGGAAGCACACGACUGGUGUGGGAGAGUCCGUUGGCAUCACCAGACCUUAUCAGAUGCUAGUAGGCAAAGGGACACUGCAGCUGGCAUACCUAGUCCUCCCAUGCCAUGGGGUUAUGCUGCCAGGACCUGGACACAUGCAAAAUUCCCAGGUCCUCAAAGUACCAUAUUUUUCACUCUAUAAGACACACCAGACCACAAGGCACACCUAGUUUUUGGAGAAGGAAAACAAGAAAAAAAAUAUUCUGAAUCCCAGAAGCCCGAACAGCAAGAGGGGUCUCUGCUUUUGCUGCGCAGCAAUCCCUCUUGCUGUUCUGGCUUCUGGGACAGCUGCGCAGCCUGCAUUCGCUCCAUAAGACACACACACAUUUCCCCAUACUUUUUAGAAGGGAAAAAGUGCAUCUUAUAGAGCAAAAAAUACGGUACCUCCUUUCAAGCCUAUGCUGAAGAAAUUCACAAGAUCCCUGUCCAACUGUAGCAAAACUAGCUGCAGGACAGCUGGACAUUCCAGGGGGACGAUGGAACUGUGGCAUGUCUUGUCCCACCCAAGGUUCAUGCUCACCAUGUUAAAGGCCAGCUUUGGCUCCAGAGGCUACAUUGUCAUGUCAAAUAAUGCAUUAUGACCCACCUUUGGUCUGAACCCCCAAACAUAAGGGAUACAUCAGAGAGGGAAUACCCUUCCAUAUUCAGUCUUUUCCCAAAGCUGCUGGGCAAAGAACGCUUUAUGUAUAGGUUAACUUGGAACAAAGCUUCCCUUGUGCUUGAAGGAAGCCACAUGCAGCUCUCUGCUUUGGCAAGGUAAUGAGGGCAGAAGGAAAAGAUCCCCACUGCUUCCCUUUAACCUGCAGCUCUUGAGUGAUGGGGGAGUGGGGGCAGAUCCCUUGGCUGCAGCUAAUGGGCAUCACAUGACUGCUUGGCAGUGCCACCCAUGUGUGGGCAAAUGACUGAAAGGCCUGAGCCUCCUGCAGGUUUGUGAGGCGGCUGGUUGUCUGUGACCUGCCUGCCAAGAAGAAGUGGCAUUUCCUGUGUGACUCUUGGCUGGCAGCUGACCUGGAGGAUGGCCAUGUGGAUAAAGUCUUUGCUGCUGCCUCCGAGAGGGAUCUCCUGUCCUUCAGGUAAAUAUGAGCCCCACCCACCCACCUCCUGCCAGUUUGUGGCAUCUCUGGAAUGUGUUUUUGCCCUUGGGGUGUUUCUGCCCCUGAUCUACCCAACAGGUACCUUGCCUUUGACUGAAUUAUGCUAAGAACACCUGUGUGAAAAAGCAAUAUGCAGACAUCAAAAAAUAAAAGUCAGGGAACGGCAGGCUUUGUCCCAGAAUCUGCUUGGAAUGACAAAUCUCAGACCCAGUGCAGAAAGUUCCUUUGACUAUACACAGAGAGGGCCUUUCUCUCCCACCCAUCUGGGAGAUGGGUCUUCCUUCCAGGUCAGAGAGUGUGAUGCAGCUUCCAGCUCCUCUCCAUUCAGAAAUUAGGUGCAGCAGGAAAGGUCCCACCCUGCUCCUGGCCCUUGACCCUCUCUGGCUCAGCCCACACCAAAUACAUCCCUUAUCCCACUUCACCAGGUACCAGUUCUGGUCAGGGCUGGUGGACAAAUUGACGCAGGAGCACCUGUGGCUGUCGGUGGUGACCUGCUCGCCCUGGAGCCCCUUCACCCGUGUGCAGAGGCUCUCCUGCUGCCUGGCCCUCCUCUGCUGCACCUUCCUCAUCAACAUCAUGUUCUGGAGAAAAGAGGCAGCGUCCAGAAGCCCUGAGGCUGGUGAGUCGGCUGCCAGCUGGAGACUAGCAUAGCCAGUGCCUUUCCUUGUCCCCCGCCCCAACAUGAUGCAGGUGGGUGCUGGGCUAGGGGCAGGUGAGUGGGGGGGGUAGGGAAGAGGCUGGCUUCCCACCACUUGCCAUGGCUCACAGCCCCCAAGGCAGAGCCCUAAAGAGUCCUGUGUUUUUGCUCCUGUCCCCAUGCUCCACCUUCCAUGCAUAGGGCUUGUGUGUCUCCAAGUAGCACUGAGGAUUCUAAGCUUCACAAUGGAGCUGGGAGUCCCCCUCUGGACGCCGCCCAGCAUUUUUGGCAUUGAAACUGCCUCAGCCACAGCAGUGAUCCUUUUGGCCACCCCCUCCUCCUGACUGAAGGUCUCUGUCUGCCCCUCCUCUCCCCCCCCCCCCGCUCCCGAGACAGGGCCUUUCAUGGUGACUUGGCACGAGCUGCUGCUGAGUGUGGAAACAGCCAUCUUCCUAAUGCCAGUGAGCCUACUGAUCAGCCACAUCUUCCAGCUGGUCCAGCCCCCAGCCCCAAAGCCUCCGGCUGCCAGCCCCGAACUGCUGCAGACUGUGAUGCCCCCCAAGCAAGUGAUGCCCAUCACACGAGUCAAGCAAGUGAGACCCCCUCCUCACAAGUCCCUCCAGUCAGCAAGAGGUUCUGAGCGGUCAGCCUCUGCCCUGAUGGGUGCUUGGCACUCUUGCCCUGCUCUCUCCAUUGCAGGAGCUGGAGGAGACCCUGGGCUUCCUCUACAAGAACAGCCUCUGCCAGUGCAAGUUCCCUGGGACUUCUGAGCAAGUACUGGAGCUUGUGGCUGCUCUGUGUGACCUCAUCGAGUCCUACCUCCAGCACCAGAAGGACCUGGAAGGUCCCCCUCAGGGUAAGAGUAGCCUUGGCAACGGGUGCAAACACCACUCCCUUCCUCUCAGACAGAGAGUGCGCCACCCUUCCUCAUGCUCUGUGCACCAGCUUGCACCUUUGGGGAGCUGAGCAACCCUUGACUUAAUUGGAAAAAAGGAGGGGGAAUUAAGGCUCUGUAGGGUGAGAGUGAUGCCUCUUUGUACUUGUUUCCAGAGAGGCGCUUCAACCUCCACAGCUACCUGAGCCAUGUGCUGAAUGACUUGGGGACUCAGCUCUGCAGCCUGGAUUUGUGCAGCUUCCCUAACCCCUAUGACCAUCUGCAUGCAGUGGACCAACUACAGAGAGUCCAGCAGCACCUAGAGCAGCAGCAGGCCCAGCCCUGGCCCAGCACUGAGGGGCCUGGCAGGUAGCCCCCAUCUGGAAGCUCCCCUCAGCUAUCUCUUCCCCACUCUCCUGGCCCCAUUUCCUGGUAAAAUUUUGCAGAGAUUGCUCCAAACCCAAAAUAAUACUUGGGGAACAAGAUCCUUGUAAGCCACUGUGAAACUCUGCGGCAUCUACUGUACACACCCUACAUAUGUAUACAAAGAAACACACCUAGCUAAGGUCAAAGUUCCUUCCGUGAAAUAGCUUGCAGGAAGAAACUAACCAGAUAUCUUCACACUCUAGGGAAUGCCUUCAGGGGCUGGGCGAGGAGGCAGGUCACAGUUACAGGAGAUAGAAGCUGCCCCCCCAGGACUCACCAGUGAGAAUGGGGGUCACAUAUGCAGCAGAGUGUUCAUAUGUGACCCAGAAACAGAGUGAGGCAACAGUCCAAGGUCACCACCGCAGUCAAGUUCAGGCAAGGUACAAUGCAGCAAGGCAGGGCGAUGAGAAUCAGGAAAUAAGGCACCAGAGACCUGUAUUAUUUCCUGCAACUAGAAGGCUCACUAGGGAGGCUUUAUAUGGUACUCUUGUCUCCUAAACUACACUCUCCACAGCCACUGACUGCUUCCUCACAAGCAGACUGCUGCCUCUGAUCCCAGAGACUGGCAGGGGGAGCUGUUCCACCCCCUGUUCUGACAGUUCCAGGAGUUUUUCAUCAGGUACUAACCUGGAGGGCCCCUGGAUCUAUAGGGUAUCUGGUUCAUCUUCAGAGGACUCUGUGUCUGGUCCCGUGUCACACUCAGACCCAGAGCCAGCCAGUUUUCCCAUCCCACCCAAUAACGGUCUUUUUCUUAACUGCCUAUUGCUUUUUCUGCUUGGUCUGUGGGACAUUUGCCCUCCCCACUGCACAGUUCCCUCCCUCCACUGGUAUUCCCAAAGGCUGAGGUGCCAUUUAUUCUCCUGUCUCUGUGUCUCAGGCCCACCGGGCCCAGGAGCGAGCUCAGCAGUUUCCCACUUGAAGACCCUGACAAGGAGAGGCCACCGUUCUCCCACUGUCUCCCCGGGAGAUUCAGCUUUGCCUGCUGGCUCACAGUGGGGAGCAUCAGCCUGAUUUCGGCCUUCUUCACAGUGCUCUACAGCCUAGAAAUGAGCAGGGACGAGGCUGGGCACUGGGCCGUCAACAUCCUGCUCUCAGUGCUACAGAACAUCUUUGUAAUGCAGCCCCUGAAGGUAACCUGGUCUUAUCUGGAGUGCAGCUAACCUCUCCCCACACCCUUGCCAGACCCAGAAUCUCCCCUCUUCUCUCUGCCUCUACAAGUGUCUUUGGUGUUCUGUGAUUCUGCAGCAACACUGCAGGGUCAGAGCUCUGCAAGGAUCCUCAGACCCCACAUAAGUCCAGACUCUGGGUUUAAUGCUUGUCCAUCUCUCCCCCAAUCCGCACUGGUAAUGGGUGUUAUGUUACUAACCAUUCCAUUUGUGGUGGGGCCCCUCCUGCAUAUUCUGCUAAGAGGGGCCCCAGACACCUGCCCUGUGGGGCUCCCCAAUGGCAACCCUGUUCUCUCUCCUUCCCAGGUGUUGGCUCUGACCUUCCUCUUCUCACUGCUGCACAAGAGGGAGUUGUGGAAGGACAAGGGACAGGAGCAGCAGUUCUGGUGGGCCCUGGGCCUUGUCACAGGUAAUUCAAGCUCUCCAAACCCCCCUCCCUGCGCCUCCAUCUGCAGUGCUUGAUAGGGCAUCUGCCUGAGUGGCCUCUGACCAAAGAGGGCCUUUUUCCUCUUGCUUGGGACUGACUCCAGCUUUCCUCUCCCUCUAGCAAGGGGCCUACAACUGGAAGCUUAUGGGCAGAGAGACUGGGCAGACCCAGCUUACAGACCCCCUGCCCUCCAGCCAAUGGUGCGGCCAAAGGAACGAGCCUUGAAAGACAAGAAGUUGUACUCCUUGAUCAGAGAGAUUGCAGGUGAGACCAGGCACGAAGGCCAGUAAGGGCGUGGAUGGAUUGUGCAACACUUCCUGCUCCCUCCCCACACCAAGCAGGGGUGAAAUAUGCUCAGCAUUCACACUCCUAAACAUCAGUGGUUAAGGAAGCAAGCAAGACAGAGAAUGAUACCAAGGCCAAGGUCAGAAUGGUGGGAGCGGCAGUCGCCUCUAGGAACACAGGAAGAAACUGCCACAUACCAUGUCAGAACAUUGGGCUUACCUGACAUUUUCAUCAAAAAAUUGCUUUGCACAGGUAACUACCAUAGACUUAGCAAAAUUUUCAAACGUAGGGGGUCCAUGGCUUGGCUUUUGAAAAAUAGGGGGUCCUCAGUACAGUGUUACCUCGGGUUACAGAUGCUUCAGGUUACAGACGCUUCAGGUUACAGAAUCCACUAACCCAUAAAUAGUACCUCAGGUUAAGAACUUUGCUUCAGGAUGAGAACAGAAAUCACGUAGCGGCAGUGGGAGGCUCCAUUAGCUAAAGUGGUACCUCAGGUUAAGAACAGUUUCAGGCUAAGAACGGACCUCUGGAACGAAUUAAGUUCUUAACCCGAGGUACCACUGUAAUUAGCUAAUUGGGAACCACUGCUAUAAACCAUACAUAACUCAGUGGGUGCAGAAUCUGCUCAGGACAAAUCUUCAGAUGUAAUUUGCAAAAUUUAAACCACCAGCAGGGAACAUCAUACCCAAGGGCGUAGAAAGGGGUGUGUGUGCGGGGGGGUGUGUGUGUGCGUUCUGCCCUGUGUCAUUCCUGAGGGGGUGACAAAAUGGCACACCGCAGGAGGGUGGCACUUACCGUGGGGCCUGGCCUGCAGCGCGCCCAAGCCAUGCGUCUCUCCUGGGAGUGAUGCAGUGGCUCAGGGCCCUGAGCUGCCCAAAACGGACUCCAUGGGCAGAUCACCACGCCACCCCCCAGGCGGAUCACCACGGCGCCCCCAUGGGCGGUGCCCCCCACUCCCGCUGCUCCGGGUGCCGGAGCAGCUAGCUAUGCCCAAUCAUACCUGCAAGCGGGUGGGUUGCUUAGAUCUGGAUGGGAUUAUAAUUUGGCCUGUGAGGUUGUUCUCCCCACGUCGUCUGGCUGUAGGGAUGCAAAAUCCAACAGGACAAACUGUUUCGAUCCACUUCCCUUUUCUGACACCCAGUGCAGCUUGUGUUCCUGGCUGUGCUGAUGGUCCUCAGCUAUACCGAGAGAAGCCCCAAUGAGUUCUACUUUAACAACGCCCUCCAGAGGACCUUCACAUCCCACCUGGAAGACAUCCUUACCCCAGAGGAGUUGUACAGGUGGAUCAGGGUGAUUUUGCUGCCUGGCCUCCAUGGCAAUUCUGAAGGUGAGCAGCACAAGGAACAGAGAUAAAAGAGACAUCCUUCUGUAUACAGGCAGCCCUCUGCUUAUGGGCAUUCUACUUGUGUGUGACUUUUAUGCGGGUCACCACAAAAUGAAUGACCGAAUAAAUUGAAACAGUAUGCCUUCCCUUGCUCAGGGCUGCUGCCUGGAAGUCUCUUUUUGCUGCUCACUCACUGCAAUGGGAGGGAUUGUGGGGAAGGCUCAAGGCAGAAGCCUCAAGAGAGGGAAAGUGUGUCGGGCAGUGGCACCAGCGGCGCACACUGUAUAAAUUAUAAAAACAUGGCCUCUUUAGGCUUUUUCAGUGUUGCCAAAGCUGAAACCUGAAAUUUACCCAGCUUUUCACAUCUGUACAAACAGGUGUGCAUCUGUGUGUUUUGCUUCUAAGCAGCACAUUUCUCCCCUCUCUCGAUCUCCCAGGUUUGGCCAUGGAUGGAAACUCUUUCCUUGUGGGCAGCGUGCGGCUACGGCAGGUCCGAGCCACAGGAGCCCCGGCAAAGCCAGGGCCAGCUUUUCUCCCACGCCAAGAGGGAAAGCAGGGUCCCACGGCCAGCUGGGGGCCUCCUGCUGCAGGUGGGAGAGGUCAGGCGAGUGCCUGGGUCUUCCAGAAUGAGAGCACGCUGCAAGAGUACCCCAUCUGGGGGAAGUUUGCUCUCUAUCCGGGAAGCGGCUACCUGGCAAACCUUGGCAGAAACAAAAGCUACGCCAAGAGGUAUGUGGACUGAGGGAGCUGCAAAACAGGCAUCAGGUCCCGAAAGAUCCAGGGGCUCUUUCUGGGCAGGUGUAUCUCAGUCUCUGCCCACUAUCUCCUGAUCUGGUGAAGCUGUGGGAGAGGCAGGUUAAAGCUAAAGACCCACAAUCCUGGCUAACAGUAGUGAAUAUGGCAUUGCUAGCUGGAGUCUGGCAGGUGGUACUUGAGGGAGAACUGAUCAACUGGGCAGGGCAUGCAAUAGUAAACUAGAGUUGUGUUUCUCUUCCCCUGCCGCCAGUAGAUUUAGGCACAGCCCUUAGAAUUCUCUCCCACUGCAAGGUGGACACACAAUACAACUUUUUUCUGCACCAUUCCCCACCAGAACCCUUCGCUAUCUGGAACGGAACAACUGGCUGGACAGAAGCACACGAGUCGUCUUCAUUGAGUUUGUUGUCUACAAUGCAAAUGUCAACCUCUUCUGCGCAGUCACACUGAUCUUGGAGGCCAAUGGGAUAGGCAAGAGCGUGUAGUAGAGACAAAGGGGGCCUAGCCCUGCAAUGGGCCUCAGAGGCAGGAUGGCUGUCCUGGGGCUGUUGGGGAGGGAGAAGGAGAAAAGGCGUUCCCUCUCCCUGGGAGCCAGCCUUGCUUGCAGCCUCCGUGCUUGACCCUGUGCCUGUUUCUGUGGCAGGGACCUUGUUCAGCAAAUCGGAGUUGCAAAUUCUCCGCCUCUAUCCAGAUCUCCAGCUCGUCCUCCAAUUUAUCUGUGCCCAGAUCACCUUUCUCCUGCUCAUACUAUACUACAUCUUUGUGCAGGUGAGCGGGGCCUCUGUGAGGCAGCUUAGUUUCCUUAGCUUAGCACCCUCUGGAUAUUGCUGGACUACAACUUCCAUCAGGUUUAGACAGCACUCUCAAGGUGCCUAGGGUUAGUGGGAGGUAUCAGCCAGUACCAGCUCAGGGGAGCUGAGAUGUAGAACCUGCGGUGGGCCCUCUGGGUGCUGCUAGGCUCCCAUCAUUCCUGACCAUUGCCAUUGGCUGCCUAGAGCAGUUGGGCAUUUGGAUUCCAGCAACACCUGGAGUGCCGCAGGUGUGUCAUCCCACCCUUGUUUUAGGGCAGUGUCAACCUUGGGUCCCCAGAUGUUGUUGGACUAUAACUCCCAUCAUCCCUGAGCUCUGGCCUUGCUAGCUAGGAACGAUGGGAGUUGUAGGCCAAAAGCAUCUGGGGACCCAAGGUUGAGAAAGGCUGUUUUAGAGGGUGGUGGUGUGUGGAGGUUGCUGUAUUGCCAGAGAAAGAGCAUCACACCACCAAUGCUCCUUCCACUUGCAUUUCCCCCCCCCAAAAAACAUGUGGCUGCCUGAGUCAAGCCUGCUUCUUCCAUGGGGCCAGCAGGGCCGGCAGUUGAAGCAGCAGAAGUGGAAGUACUUCAGCAGCAAGAGAAACCUGCUGGAUGCCAGCACCAUCCUCAUAAGUGUGGCAGCUAUUGGCCUUUAUGUGAAGAGGCGCGUGCUGGCAAAAGGCAUCCUGAAGCAGCAUCGCCAAGACCGCAACAAGUGAGUGUCUACCAUCCGAAACAAGGGGCAGGGGCAGGCCCCCACUCAGCAGAGGCGGCUUUCACACACCCUAAAGCAAAUCUCCCUCCACACCCCUGCCAGGUUCAUCAGCUUCUAUGAGAUGGUGGAAGUUGACUCUGCUCUGACAUACCUCAUUGCUUUUCUGGUGGCCUUGACAACCAUCAAGCUGUGGAACCUCCUGCGCCUAAAUCCCAGAAUGCACCUCAUCACACAGACACUGCAGAAAGCCUGGGAUGAGGUCCUGGGCUUCCUGCUCACACUUCUGGUGCUACUUGUGGGUUACGCCAUUGUGGUAAGAAGAGACCUGCCAACUGCAGGGAAACCAACCAAGGGCGGAGGGAAGAGCCCCCCCUUCCUGUGUCCUUAUACCCCUCCCCCUACAUCACCUUCACUCUCUUACCAUCAGUGCAACCUCAUGUUUGGAUGGAGCGUAGAUGACUACAAAACCUUCUUUAAUUCAGCUGUGACCAUCGUAGGGCUUCUCAUUGGAAUCUUUAAUUAUGAAGAGGUGAGUGCCAUGCAGCCCCACUUUAGGCCGAGGCACACUGCCAGGCUGCCCUUCCAGGACACCACAGAUCGCAACAGACCCCCAGCCCCAUUCAGCUCCCAGCUCAGCACCCAGAGAGACCUGCAUGGAUUUCAGCUUUCUAGGUCUAGAAUGCCAUGCUUCCCUGUGCCCUGCAAAGCACAGCACGGCCAACAGCUCUCUGCUAUGUGCAUAUGUAGACACAGGGGACAUAACUGUGCUCUUCAUGCUUAGGUCAUUGCUGUGGACCCCGUGUUUGGCGCUGUGCUGAUUGUAACCAGCGUCAUCUCCAUGGUGUUUGUGAUCAUCAACCUGUUUGUCUCUGCCCUUUUGACGACCUUCAGUCGGGAGAUGAAGGCUGCCAAGGUAGGUGUAAGCCCAAGCGGCUGGUGCUGCUCAUCAUCAGCCACCAGCCAAGCUUCAAGCAAUUAAGCCUUCAUGAGAAGCUGCUUGUGCCGCAGCCACCCCUCAGGAUCCGAGUUCACAUAUAAGGCAUCUCUCUCUCUCUCUCCCGGUUCAUCACAACAGGCCAGCAAGGAGGAAUCCAUGUUGCAGCUGAUUCAACUGAAGAUUUCCACCUUGUUUGGAAUCAAGAAACAGCCGCGCAUCCCAGCAGCUUCCCGAAAGGAGCCACAGGACUGAAGUGGCAUCAUCCCACCUCCCCAUUUGGACAGCUCUUUUCUAUUCUAAAAUGGGAAGGGUCACCAUUUUCCAAGUAUCACUAACGUACAUGCUAUCUUUAAGAAUAUCAGAGGUCAGCUGGGCUGGCAAGAAAAUCUAUAGGGCUUUUCUCCCACUUUUAAGCUGCCCCUCCCGCUCUUCAGCUAAUUUACCAUGUGAUCUUGACUCAACAUUACCUCAUGCUACAUCCUACUUCCUUUAGCCUUGACACACCUUUGAGUUGUUGGGACUAACCAAGGCAGAACAAAUCUGACUGCCCAGAAAUCCCCUGCUGAAGCCCUGCAGGCUGAAGAGCAAAACCGAUCUUACUGGCUUCCAGCCCAAAGGCCGGUCAAGUCCCUAAACAGCAGGAGCCAGUUUCUUCUCUGCCCAAAGAGGCAGAGCAAAGGAGGGCUGUUCUUAUUUAUAGCCAAUCCCAAAUACUCAGUGGUGCACAUCAAUUAAGCCUUACAAAUCAAUUUAUUUUUCAUGUCGCUGAGGAACUCUUUACCUAUUGCAGGGCUUAACCCCUGAGGAGACAAACAGGGAAUUGUAGAUUAUACUCUACCCAGCCACAGAUUUGAAGAACUCAUAUGACAAAGGUGGGUCUGUUGAGAUGCACAAAGGAUACACUGUUUCAAGGUGAACCAGAGGGAGGAGAUAGAAGGGAGGGUGGGGAAGAAGAGUGACUAUUGCCCCUCCCCACCCAGAGAGCUCAGUUUGCCCAAUGGGAGAGAUCAAAUCCAUGAAAGGAAUCCAAUCCUGCCUUUCCUUAAAGGCAGCCAACCUUCAAGAUGCAAGGAUCCUUAAGCAGCCCUUACCUUAAUCCAGAGGGGACCCUUCUGCCCAAGCAGAAAGCACUCAUCCCCCUGCUCCAACCUGUAAAGGUCAGCAUAAAUCCUACAAGGGCUAAUUUCUCAAGAAUGAUAGCUUGACAGUUCUAUCACAUCACUGCAGAGAAGGACAGCACUUCCCCGUGCCCUGCAGGACAGGUGGCCCGCUCUUCUGAAGCUGCCCCUGCUGCCACCAACCACAAUGUCUUGUGGGAAGCAAGUCUAAAGGGAGCCUCAUAAAAUUCGCCUGUGGGCGGUGGUUGUGGGCUGCACUGCAGAUCCUCAGGUGUGCGAUCCAAACUGAUAGGACUUGUUCCAAAAUAUAACUGCGAAGCCAAAGUAAAGGCAACACAUUUGCAUGCUCCUUUUUGCCAAUAUUUCCCCUUCCCUCAAUAAAUAGUACUCCUUGUUUGACUGGAAGUGUGACUGUCAGUCUGAAGGAACGGCCAUGAUAAGAACUGGUGGCAGCUGCCCCUCCAUGUUGUAAACAUACCAUGCCUCCUUUGCUUCCCCUCCACCACUGCCAGAAGCCAGGAAAUAUUAUGUUUCACUUGAGACAGAUCCAGUCAAGGCUAUUCCUCAACUUUAUUUAGAAUUAAUAGAGAAGAUACAAACCAAUCAAAUUGUCCCAGAAAAGCCACAUGAAAGAGUUACAUACAGAGUGUUACAUGGGAGAGCUGAGGUUGGCUGCUGGCACUGCAGCUGGUCUGUAAGAGCAGCAGAAGUUGCUGGAUGUGUUGCUGCUGCUGUCACCACCACCACCCAUGGCUUUGCCCUAUAGGCAAGGGAAGAGGCUAGAGAACCAGGAGUGAUGGCACAUGUCAAGCAAUGGCCCUGAACCCAGCCUGAUGCAGAGCCACGUUAAGGCAGAACUGGGCUCACUCAAAGCUAGGAGAAUGUGUCUGCUGCUCUGCAAGCCAGAGGCAGGAGGACCACUGAGCCACAAGGAGUGUAGACUGGUCAACUCCUGUGCCCCACAGCAUCCCUCCCCAAAGGAAAGUCAUAAUGGCCCCGGAGGGCUCCCUGAGAACGCGGCAGGCAAAACAAAGCUAUCAGGGGCCCAGAGCAGCUCCCCUUCCACAGCACAUGCCUGGAGGGGGGGGGGCGCGCUUCUGUCCAACUACGUUGCCCAGAAUCUUCAGGUUGGUGUCCCUACACCAUGGUCUGUCCAAAUGAGAGGCCACCUACAUCACUCCCUUUCCCCUCUAAUGCCCGGCUGCAGACUGCAGAGCAAUGCAUUCGGAGGGAUUGUUCCUGCUCCUAUCUCAAAGAGGCUGUGCAGUCCCCCACUCCUGGAGCAGAAUGUCAGAAAAGCAGUGGCAUUUGGUGUAAGUACAGAAGGAAGAAAGGCCAAGCGGAGGAAGAGGAACGAGCACUUGGCCGUGCUAAGAGGAAAGGAGGAGGCAGCAAUCAGGCCCAUCGGCCCCCUGUUCAGGGGCUCUUUUUAAGUUUUCUUCUUCAGUUCCUCAAACCUUCGAGAGAGGUCAUCGAAGUCAAUGUCUUCUGAGGCGGAAGUGUUGGCACCAGCAGAAGCGGCAGGCAGCGUGUCUGGCACAGAUGGCAACUCUGGCAGCACAAAAUUAUCACCCGAACUAGGAACUGCAGCUGGUGGCCUCCCCCUCGGCUGUGGCUUUGGGGCUGGUCCUGCAGCAGACAAGAGUGACUGGUUACAAGCAGUAGGCAGGCUCAAGGCAGCGAAAACAGUAGUCUACCCAACAGUAGUAGGGGCAGGGGUAGGACCAUUCUUCUUUUUGCUGUACUACAGUUAGUAUAUGUCCUGCAGAAGUGAGCACUUGCUGCACUUCAGUUGAGCCUUGCAGCUCCUACCAGUUGCUAAAGGGGCUCAAGCUCUCUGCCAUGAAGAGUCCCAGUCUCUGCCCCAACACAGACACACAUGGGCACAUGCUUACCUCAGCAACUCAAGAGUGAACACAAGAGUGAAGGGGACCAACAAUAAACACAAGCACCAGCUUUCCCCUGACAUCACCACCUCCCUCCCUCCUCACUGCCUUGCCAGCUCCACAGCCUUCCCCUUCGGCCCUGCACUCACCGGUCACCUGUGGGGAUGGCAAUUCCUUGUCAGCACCCAUGUCAUCAAUCUGAAACAGAAAAAAGCUGGCUUUGCAUGGAGCACCCCACACAGAACCACCACCUGACAACUCCCCAGAGGCCUACAUGCACAGCAGAAGCACCAUAUCUGGUGUUCCCAUCUUCUUUAUGCAGCCUUGCCAGACAGCAGAAGGAAGGAUGAAAUGAGGGAUCUGGAGGAGGAGGAAGCAGUGGUGGUGAGCCUGGCCUGGUGGUGCCAUAGGUGAGGGAGAGCCGUUCAGCAUGGCUGACUACCUGACUAGAAAGUGGCCCUGGCUAUGUCCCCCAAGGAUGGCCUGUAGCUCUUAACCAUCGCUGGCAGUCUCACCUUCAACCUGACAUGAACCACCAGCAACCACAGAAGUCUGGAGAGCAGCAGCUGAACAAGCACAAGGGCAUGAAGGUGGACACAUCCCCAUUUCCACACUCUGUAGCUGCUCAACCCACCCCACAUCUCAUCCUCCACCCCUGCCAGCCAACGUCAGCUCAUGCCUUCCAUGGGCAGCAGCCUGGACUCUGAGACCAAGGUGACCUCUGAGUCACUGCCUGCAAGCUCAUCCAGGCUGCUGAGAUCAUGCUGGGGCUCCCUUGGUAUCAUUAUCACAGCCCCUCCCUCCUGCCUGGUAGACUCAAGUAGCUGCUCUGCUCGCUCCCCUCAGUGGCUGCCUCUUCCACCACCACAUCGUCAACCAAGGUGCGGCUGAAGAAGCUGGAGCAGCUCCUGGUGGACAGGCUGCAGGGCCACUGCUGGACCUCCUGGUCGGCCUCUAUACCAAGUGUAGUUUCCACUCACUGCUCCAGAGGGACAGGCUUGUCUUGGACUUCCUUAAGUGGGAAUGGGACUCCUGAUUAUUGAAAGUGACCUGGGCAAGUUUCUCCUCAACAAUGCCUAGGCAGGCAACAUCCACCUUACCACUGGCGGUAGGCCUAAGAGCCCCAUCAUCUCCACCAUGGCCCACUACUCAAGGACCCCAGCCAGUGCAACAUCUGGCAUUAUGUGCAUAUAUGUGUAUUAUAAUGAACUGAACAGAGUGAAAGAUUAUGAGUCAUGGGGGUACAGAGGCUGUGUGAAUGAACUUAGUGCUUAGCUUAUAUUUUUAAUUGCUAUUUUGUUAAUGUUUUUAAUAUUGUUUUAUAGAUUCUAAAUGCCGAAUUGAUUUGUUAAUCACAUGACUUGCUGUAAUUGUGAGGUUUAGCUUAUUUUUUAGUUGCUGUUUUCUUAAGAUUUUUAUAGAUUGCCACUGUUUUAUUGAUGUUUUAUUGAUAAUUUGUUAAUUAUUUUAUAUGAUGUAUGCUGUAUUCGCGACAUGCUAGUAUGUUUUAUUAUGUUAUGGCUAUUUAUUGUUUGUAAGCUGCUUUGAGAUGAAAAGCAACAUAGAAUGAAUGAAUGAAAAGCCAACAUAGAAAUGCAAUAAAUCAAAAUCAUAUCAAAGGUG